This is a messenger RNA of Dunckerocampus dactyliophorus (ringed pipefish), 2728 nucleotides long. Its product is annotated as transmembrane protein 43. The record is from RefSeq and is a predicted model, not a curated record. Lineage: Eukaryota; Metazoa; Chordata; Actinopteri; Syngnathiformes; Syngnathidae. Gene Ontology annotation, biological process: nuclear membrane organization. The transcript is spliced from 12 exons. Gene Ontology annotation, cellular component: nuclear inner membrane. Bases 107 to 1312 code for a protein of 401 amino acids.
CGGGAGACCAAGGUAAUCAGAAUAAGCAAACCAAUGGUACUUUCGAGUUUGUAGUUUUUGACUUCUUGGGUCGCGUCUCCAACUUUUCUGUGUCCGUUGUUUAAACAUGUCGUCACCGACCAAUUUUUCAGGCAAAGACUCUCACACGCGUGUAAGGAGUAAAACCAACCCAGGAUUCCUGCAAAGAUUAAGUGACACUGCAGGAGGAACGUUUGUCGGAGUCGGCCUGUUUUUCCUCUCCAUUUAUGUUCUCUUCACCAAUGAGGGCCGGGCUCUGCGGACGGCCUUGUCCCUGGAUGAAGGUCUCUCUCAGGUUGUGUCACUGGACACUUUUGCCAGCCUCAACCUGCAGAACAACAAUCGUUUAGUUCACCUGUCGGCACAGCUACGCACCUUACAGCCCCUGCACGACCCCAACUAUGGUGUAGCAGUGCAGGCAGUGAAGUUGAAGAGGGAGGUGGAGAUGUAUCAGUGGGUGGAGUACCGGGAGAGCAAGGACUACCAAGAAAAUGGUGAAACCAAAACUGAAACCACCUACUCCUACAACACGGAGUGGAAAUCGGAGCUGAUCAACAGUCGCAAUUUUGAUCAGGAAAUUGGGCACCAGAACCCAAGCGCCAUGGCAGUUGAGAGCGUAACAGUUGUGGCCCGCCAAGUCCAAGUGGGACCUUUCACUCUGUCUGAAGGACUGGUGGAACAAGUUAAUAACUUCCAGACGCUGAGUCUCAGGGAUUUUACGUCCUCUGACUCAGACCCUUUCUUCACCAUCAGUGACGAUUACUUCUAUCACACUCAGAACCCAAAGUGGCCAAAGGUCGGAGAUGUCCGUGUGAGGUUCUCCUUUGCCGGACUCAGCGGUGAGACGUCCGGCCUCGACCCGGCCCAAACCGUCAGCGUUGUGGCCAAGCAGAGAGGAGAGAAGCUGACGCCCUUCAGAACCAAGUCAGGCGAUGUCCUGGAGAUUUUGUACCUGGAGGAGAUCACAGCAGAGGAGGUGUUUGCCAGGGAGCAGCAGCACAACAACAUGAAGACGUGGGGACUCCGAGCUGCGGGAUGGGCCCUCAUGUUCCUCAGCAUUCAACUGACCAUGCGCAUCAUCUACACUCUGGUGGACUGGGUUCCGAUCGUCAGAGACCUCGUGUCCGUGGGGCUGAAGAUCUUCGCCCUGUGCGUCUCCUCCUCGCUCUCUCUCCUCGUCAUCGCAGUCAGUUGGUUGUUUUAUCGCCCGCUGGUGGCAGCAGCUUUGGGAGCUUUGGCUCUGCUUCCGCUGCUGUUAGCACGCUCGGGACUCGCAGCCAAGAAGCACCAGUGACUAAUAAGCUGCCAAAGUUUGGAUGUCAGGUUAUAAUGCUUAUAGGAGCAAAAUGUUCACAAUCUGGACAUUGUGCUAAUGUAUACACAUUUACAUUUAUACAGGAGAAGGCAAGUAAAUAAUUGUUCGAUAUAAAUGGUCGGCCCUCGUUUAUAGCGGUUAAUUGGUUCCAGACCCGACCGGGAUAAAUUCAUCUCCGCAAUAUGGCGCAUGACAUUAAAAAAAAAAAAAAAAGGCUCGGCAUCAGGCUAUCGUCAGUUGUCACUAUCACGUUUGUCACUUUAUUUAUGUAAUUAGAGAAUAGAAAACCUGUUUUGACUUCCUAAAUACGGUUUUUAACAUUAUUAAAGCCCCGUAGACAUGAAAUAACACAUCUAUAGCCACCUUUACUCCCCUAUUAUUGUUUACGCCACAUUGCACAACUCUUAUGCUGCGGAGACUCGCGAUGGCCGCUAACCAGCAAGCUAACUUGUUAGCCAUUAAUUUAUUUCUUCUAAACUUAACAAGCCAGAGCCUUCCACACGGAAUGUGACAACUUUUUUCUCAUUCUAUUAUGUAAGACAUGUCAUGGCUUACUGUGUUUUGUCGUGACUGCCCCCUGGUGACUGGAAUACUACAUAUCACUUAUAUUUCAAUAUGUUUUGACUAGUCAUUUCUGAAAAGCCAGAUGUAUCGAAGGAGCGAUAAUCGAACCCUGGUACUGUGAGGGAUGACUGUAUAUAUAAUUAUAAUACAUGUUGCUAACGUUUGGAGGAACAUUUAUUUUUAAUACUUAACCAUCUGAUUUUUUUCAUAAAUUUAAUUAAAUUAAUCCACACCACUUGAAGUAAAAAAAUAUCAGACCACUCCCCCCCAAAAAAAGAUGCCAAAGACUUUAGUAGCUGUAGUUUUGUUGAAGUAUUUCUUUUUAUGAACAAUGUCAAUGUGGAAUGUGUUGUAUUUUACUUGAACAUGAAUAAACGUCAACCUCAAAAAGCAAUGCAAAAGCCAUCUUACACCACCAGAAUGCAAACUUGUGCUGAAAAUCCUACUUAAAAUUUUUUAUUUUGUAUCCAAGCAGCACUACAAUUCAGUCUUUUCCAGCCAGUGAUGCAAAUUAGCAAGAUGAUUCUUACAAAGUAAUUUAUUACACAAAACACUAAAGUUUCCAUUUGCAAAAUUUGAGUUUGAGCCUGGUGUCGUGCAGCGCACCAGAACGCACACAAGGAUUUGUAAAUGAAGCACACUAACAAGCGUUGACGUCACGUGUGCAUUAGCUUGUUGAAGUCAAUGCAGGAUUGAACGGCUCACAGUGUUGUGGUUGGCUGCGGGAACAUUCGUCAGGUCAGCAGUUGGGGCUUCAGCACUUGACUUGCAGUUGGCAGCUUUCACACAACACGUUCCUUUGCUAACUUCUCCUGACACUCAACAUGCUCA